This is a messenger RNA of Plectropomus leopardus (leopard coralgrouper), 1179 nucleotides long. RefSeq lists its product as uncharacterized. Gene Ontology annotation, biological process: positive regulation of cytokine production; positive regulation of canonical NF-kappaB signal transduction. Lineage: Eukaryota; Metazoa; Chordata; Actinopteri; Perciformes; Serranidae. The record is from RefSeq and is a predicted model, not a curated record.
UAUGCGCGUUCACACUUCCAGCGUUUUCAUGGCUAAUUCCGCGCCUCUGUGGCAGUUUUGUCGUUUGUGAUCGAGGUUUAUGGUGGACGGUUCAGGAAUGAAACGUUUUUGACUUUUUGUCGAAAGGUGUGGGAGAUUUAUGUUUGCGUGAUUCUGGAGCGGGCGGGUCUGAAUUGUCAGUGGAUUGAGGUGGCUUUACGCACAAGUUCCAUCCAAAUUAGCCACCAAUUGAAGAGCUCGGAGUAAUUAUUGCGCGGUGGGAUGGCAGAGGAAAUCCUCAACGACUCCUUCCCAGAUCUUAAAGAAGUGGAAAACAAGGUUGGCAGGAAAACACCGGAAAGUCUUUUGAUAUGGAUGAGGGAUGCUGCGGACUGCGAGGACGUCUGGAGGUCUGAUGUGGUCAACAGCGGAGACCGCGGCUCCGCCUCCAGCGAUAGCUUUUCUGAGAAAAUACGCAACUUAAAACAAGAGAUGAGGUGGCUGCGUUGUGCUGAUGUGAAGAUCCUGCGUCAGCUGGUGGCCGUGCACGAGGGGAUCGAGGCCAUGCGUUGGCUGAUGGAGGAGCGGGGAGCCUUAGCCAGCCAUGGCAGCAGUUUGACAGGCAGCCUGAGCAGCCUGGUGACAGCUGAGGAGCACGGGCCCUCCAUGUCCCCCUGCAGAGAAAGCCAGAGUCCAACUGAGGAUCUGACUGAAACCUUUGCUGAUGGAUCAGCCGAUCACCCACCACACACUGAUGAUGGUAAUUCAAAGCAUAAGAGUUACCUUGACAUGCUGAUCGCCGAGCGUCCUGAAGAAAGACCUCCCAGUCCUUUCAGGCAUGGUCAGGCAUCAUCUCGUCCUGACGACGGUUUGGCUAGUGCCAAAUUACAAAAGUCACAUCCACAGGACUCGGAUGCAGCUCCAUUACAAGACAUCAAAGCCGGUGCAGACGCCAUCAGAAGAGCUCUCCUCAGAUCUAACAGGGCAAGAAGAGAAGUGAAAGCAGAUCACGGUAGUUUGUCUCUCUCUACAGAGUCAGGGGAGACACAGACAGAGCGCCAAACUCAGGAGAGUAUCAGAGCCUCUCAGAACAAUACAAUGGAAGAGGAAGAGAGUGCACCUACCAGAGAGACAUCUUUGCUGGGCUAUGAUGCUCAGUGGUGCUGGGUGGAGUCACAGGACGAUGUGACAUUUUUAUGA